GGUGGAGUGGGUGGGAAGGGGAGGGUCUUGAGAGACAGGAUGAGUAGGAAGAUCUGUCAGAUUCACUGUUUCUUUACAGAAGCUUUGACACCUCGCAUCAUUACACCUGGGAAACCGAGGAACAGCCCACUAAAUCAGGUUGGCUAUGAUGAUGGAUUUUUUUUGGGAUGAUGAGAAACCUCUAAGUGUCCUUGCCUUUGGUCCCCUGCAGGCAAUUUAACAAGAUAGCACAGAAGUAGAUCUUCGUCAGGAAACUGUGACAGACAGGAGGGUGACUGCAAAAUAGAGUGAGAGAGUGAGGGUGAAAGACAGCCAAGGAUUUAAAGAUCUAUAACUUUUACAGUAGCUCAUAACAUCUCAGUUUUUCAGGAUUGGUCACUUAUUUCCUGAAGACGGCAUACUCGCACCUAAUUUCAUCUGAGAUAUCGCAAGAGAUAAUAAUAAGACAAUGCUACCCAACUCUGGGCUGCCAAUACUAGCUGUACUUCUGAUAAUCGUCCCUCUAGUGGUCAGAGGGCAAAAUGACACGGAGCCCAUAGUACUGGAGGGAAAAUGCCUGGUGGUCUGUGACUCAACACCAUCCUCAGAGCCAGCAGGUAAUGCGCUGGGGAUGUCUGUGCGUUCAGGUACCGGCCGCGUGGCCUUUUCUGCCACACGCCAAACCAACCAUGAGCCCACAGAUAUGAGCAACCGCACCAUGAUCAUCUAUUUUGACCAGAUCUUGGUGAACGUUGGCGGUCAUUUUGACCAAGAAAGCAGUAUCUUCCUUGCUCCGAGACGAGGGGUGUACAGCUUCAAUUUCCACGUGGUGAAGGCGUACAACAGACAAACCAUACAGGUGAGUUUGAUGUUGAAUGGAUGGCCAAUGAUCUCAGCUUUUGCUGGAGACCAGGAUGUGACACGGGAGGCGGCCACGAAUGCAGGGCUUGUGAUCAUGGAGCGAGGCGACAAGGCUUACCUCAAGCUAGAAAGGGGCAACUUAAUGGGAGGCUGGAAGUACUCUACUUUUUCAGGCUUCCUGGUCUUCCCCUUAUAAAGACGGCGGCGUGGGGAAGAGAAGAGGUGUGAGACGGGAAAGAGCGAGGAUGAGGAUUUAUGUUAGGAAAAUUAAUGCCAUAGGAAAGUUCAUGUUUGUUCUUCCUCUCUUUUUAAUGGGUGUCAGAACAGAGAAAAUGCAGAAAAUGGGAAUAUUAUUUAUAUUUUAUCAUUUACAUUAUUUAGAAAUAUUGUCAAAUAUUAUUAUAAUACAAAUAAUAUUAUAAUAAAAUUUUAUGGUGAACAAGAUUUGAAGAAAAAAGUUUCUAAAAUUAGUUUUAGUGUUUUUUUGUUUUUUUUAAUAAUGUAUUUAAGAUAAUAUGAACGUAAAAAGUGCUGGGUUAAAAACAACUGAAGUUGGGCUGAAAAUGGACAAACCCAGUGAUUGGGUUGUUUUAACCAAGCAGAUGGGUUAAAUGUUUGACCCAACCAGCUGGGUAG
Messenger RNA from Megalobrama amblycephala (Wuchang bream), 1476 nucleotides. It is a transcript of the gene cbln12, whose product is annotated as cerebellin 12. NCBI's taxonomy places the organism in Eukaryota, Metazoa, Chordata, Actinopteri, Cypriniformes, Xenocyprididae. Gene Ontology annotation, molecular function: protein binding. The transcript has 4 exons. Bases 449 to 1036 code for a protein of 195 amino acids. Gene Ontology annotation, cellular component: synaptic cleft; glutamatergic synapse. The record is from RefSeq and is a predicted model, not a curated record.